AAGAUGUCUAAUAUCAUUUCGCCCGUACACCAUUAUUUGCAUCGUCCAUCUUCGUUCCUGCGGGCUGCGACAAUUGGGAUUCAUUCGUCCAUUAUUUAAGUCAAGGCACGGGCGAAAAAUUAACUACCAACCAUGUUGUCCAGAUUGGCUCUACGUUCAGAACUAUUCCGAGUAGCACCACUGUGUGCUAGUGCCGUGCGCACCACUCAAACCAAACCGGCAGUCACUGGCACUAAUGAAUCAAUCAUUGUACCGGGAUUCCCAAAACCUAAUGGCUUACCUCAACCAAAUCCAUUUGACGGUCCUGAACGUGAUCUGGUGAACUUUCCCAGAUUGGUGAGGUUAGAAGAACCAGCUAAAACUAGAUAUUUGUUCGUGCCCGAAGAGUGGUUUGAAGUAUUUUACAAAAAAACUGGAGUCACAGGUCCAUAUGUUCUUGCUGCUGGUAUCACGACCUAUGUACUAAGUAAAGAAAUAUGGGUAGUUGAACAUGAGUUCCCCUAUGUAUUAGCUACAAUUGGUUUGUUUUAUGUUGGAUGGAAGAAAUUCGGAGCAUCUUUAGCUGAUUUCCUUGAUAAAGAAAUUGAUGAAUAUGAAGCAUCUUGUAAUGCUAGUCGUAAAGGUGAAAUUGAUGGUUUAACAGAAAGCAUUGAAAACCAAAAAACAGAAGUAUGGAGAACUGAAGCUCAAAAACAUGUAAUUCAAGCUAAGCGGGAAAAUGUAGCUAUUCAGUUGGAAGCUAUUUACCGUGAACGAGCUCUUCAAGCCUACAACCAGGUGAAAAGGCGUUUGGAUUAUCAAUUGGACUUGGCUAACCUGACACGCACUGUACAACAAAGACAUAUGGUUAACUGGAUCAUUGAAAAUGUUCUGAAGUCUUUAACAAAUGAACAAGAAAAGCAAAGUUUCAAAAAAUGCAUGGUAGAUUUACAAGCAUUAGCUGCAAAAGCAUAAAUGCAAUUUCAUUUAGUGCCAUUUUUUAGAAUAUUGUUUAAUGGUAAAUAAUUAAACUCCAAACAUAUUUACAUUCUUCAAUAUAAAACUCCUUUAACGGUAGAUUUCAUGAUAUUCAUAUGAAAUAAAAAAAAAAAAUAAUAAUUUUUUGUAAAUGGUAUUAUUAUUAUACACAAUAGUUAAAUUGAUAAUGUUUAUAUAUUCUAAUUAUUACACUAAAAAAUAAAUUAAAUUUUACCAUUACAGAA
Molecule: messenger RNA, 1202 nt
Organism: Metopolophium dirhodum (rose-grain aphid)
Lineage: Eukaryota; Metazoa; Arthropoda; Insecta; Hemiptera; Aphididae
Gene: ATPsynB
Product: ATP synthase subunit b, mitochondrial
Exons: 5
Coding region: 133-954 (273 amino acids)
Biological process (GO): proton motive force-driven ATP synthesis
Molecular function (GO): proton transmembrane transporter activity
Source: RefSeq, a predicted model, not a curated record